AUGGCUGCCCCUCCCCCGCCGCCCUUGACCCUCCGAUCAAGGCUCCUCUUUAAGAAAUGGGGCCCCGCGUGGGAAGAUGGCUUUCAGCCCCCGCUGGUUGGUGGAAAAGCGCUGGGCUCGCAGUGCAGAUACCCGGGCUCAAUGGCAGAGGAACGCGUGACGGGGCUGGUCCCCACCUGUAAGGCCUCUGCCUCCACGUGGUGCUGGAAAAGGGGGACGUCUGCCUGGCGGCCCCGGCAGCCCCCUGGUCCCGGCCCCGCCAGCGCAAGCAAUCCUCGCCCUCGCGAACGGCUGGCUUCAUCUGCAGGACUGAGUGUGGGCGAGCUCGCGCCCCGGGCACCUGCCGCCCCGGCCUCGGUGGACCCAAGCCUUCAGGACUUGGCUGGAACCCGAGGCAGGGCGGCAGGAGGCGCCCUCCUGGACAGUUCCCGCCAGAUCCAGCAGCUGCCUUUGACACUCCGGGGCCACUGCAAGGGCACCAGCGUCUGCCAGGCUGACCCCAGGCCUGACUGUUGCAAGGCCCAGCGGGGAGACAGCUCAGAGGACCCAGAGCUGCUGCCCGGGGAUCCCCCCAGCCAGGAGGGCCCAAUUGCCUCGCUCCGGGCUCCCCCGGCGCACUGUCCCUCACCGCUGAUGCCCUGGUCACUCACUCCAGGUCCACCCUGCAGGACAGAGGCGCUUCCCGCGGUCCUCUUUGACCGCCCAGGUGGAGAGAGCAGCCAGUGCGUCCACACGGAGGCAGUGACGGCCCAGAGGGUGGCCGAGCUGCGGGGCCGCCAGGCUGGGCCGUCCAGGGCGCCUGGGUCCCCCUCAUUCCUGAUCCGGCGGAGCAGCCGGCAGUCUUCUCCACUCCCUGGGGUGGGCGCCCCCAGGACCAGCCCCACACGUCCUCGUGUGGAGUGGACCAGCCCUGAUCCAGACACCGCAGGCAUCGGUCCCCGUGGGUCCUCCACCCUCUUCAGUCAGCUGUGGCCUGUGCGUCAGAGUGUGGCCCCGGGGGCAGAAGACAGGGAUUCAAACCGGAGGCUCGGGAAGGGGACCAGCCUGUGUCUUGGACCGCCUGAUGUGCACACUCAGGCAAAGUACUAG
Rangifer tarandus platyrhynchus (Svalbard reindeer) is the source of this 1089-nucleotide messenger RNA. The record is from the annotation of a GenBank genome assembly. NCBI's taxonomy places the organism in Eukaryota, Metazoa, Chordata, Mammalia, Artiodactyla, Cervidae.